This is a messenger RNA of Lolium perenne, 1544 nucleotides long. The record is from RefSeq and is a predicted model, not a curated record. NCBI's taxonomy places the organism in Eukaryota, Viridiplantae, Streptophyta, Magnoliopsida, Poales, Poaceae.
CAGUCGUAUGGAAGAAGGUAGCGACUAUUAUGUUGUCAAGAAAGGGGACAUGGUUGGUGUCUACAAAACUUUAAACGAUUGCCAGGCACAGAUUUGCUCUUCGAAGUCAGGAUUACGAAAUGAUGUAUCUACCCUACUAUUGCUAAUUAAACAUGAAGUUAUUUUAGCAAUGGUUCACUUGUCCUUGCCUCCUCAGUCAAGUCCCUAACAUAACUCACUGUGGUUGCUUAUGUAGGAAUUUGUACUAAACAUCGUUUCUUUUGUCAUCUUGCCUCGGCAUGUUCCUUACUUGGCUGAGGGGAGAUGAAACAUGUCAACAUAGCUUCCCUUUUAGAUUCUGUUGCUGUUUGCUGUUCCAUGUCUAUGUAACUACUAACAUGGUUCAUUGCAAUUCUUUCUAGUGCUGGACUGCUGGUUAACCAGUUUAUGGUUAUAAGAUAUUUCUUGAUAUGUCCUUGGAGUUCAUUGAGCUGGGUAUCUGGUCCUGCUGCAAGUGCCUACAAGGGUUACCGCUGGAGCAAAGAAAAGGCGGAAUACCUCUCUUCACGUGGACUGAUUAAUGCUUCAUAUACAAUCAAUGCAGCUGAUUUUAGGGAAGAUUUAUUGGGCACCCUUGUACCCUGCACUUUCCAGGAGAUAACUGGUCCUAGUUCAAACCAGCUAGCCCCAAAUCUGUCCGGAAUCUGUAAUGAUACAAGUUAUCAACCUGGUAUCCGUAAUGAUAUAAGAUAUCAGCCUGGGACACAACCUGUGGAUCUGAACUAUAGUGCCGCUGGAUCUAGUCAAACCCAAGGUUACUCGGGCCAAGAACAAGCAUUUAGCAGGCUGGAUGCCAAACCAAGGUCCUCCAGCCAUUCCUCUCCAAAUAACACCAACCACAGUGGAGCUUUUGACGCACAACCUGUCUCAAAACAAUAUAUGGUAUGUGUUGUUCACUUUGAUGGUGCUUCAAAAGGAAAUCCAGGAAAAUCAGGUGCUGGAGCUGUACUUAUGACUGAAGAUGGGAGAGUGAUAUCUCGACUUCGUGAGGGUCUUGGUGUUGCUACCAAUAAUGUUGCUGAGUACCGGGGCCUUAUCUUAGGACUGAAAUAUGCUAUCAGACUUGGAUUCAAGAGAAUCAAAGUAUAUGGUGACUCCCAAUUAGUCUGUUAUCAGGUCAAAGGUACAUGGCAAGCAAAGAAAGAGAACAUGAUGGAACUCUGCAAAGAAGUGAAAAAACUCCAAGAAAACUUCAUUUCUUUUGAAGUCAACCAUGUGCGGCGGGAAUGGAAUUCUGAGGCGGAUCGCCAGGCAAACAUAGCUGUCACCCUCGCAAGUGGAGCGGUUUCUGAGGAGCGUGGCGAUGGUUUCUAAGUUCUGACAGUAGCCUUCUCCGCUCUAUAACCAGUCCGUGUAGUCAGUUAGCUGUAGUCUCGUGUUCCAUCGAGUGGUUUGGUGUAUCAGUUCAUUUCUUAACUCUGUCUGUAUUCAGUUGAAUGUGAUACACCGUGCUUCUAUGAAUGGUCAGUCGUUGCAAAUGGACUAUAUGCGGCUUAGCACUUCAA